Molecule: messenger RNA, 807 nt
Organism: Anopheles maculipalpis
Lineage: Eukaryota; Metazoa; Arthropoda; Insecta; Diptera; Culicidae
Product: ubiquitin-conjugating enzyme E2 R2
Exons: 5
Coding region: 55-780 (241 amino acids)
Biological process (GO): ubiquitin-dependent protein catabolic process; protein polyubiquitination
Molecular function (GO): ubiquitin conjugating enzyme activity
Source: RefSeq, a predicted model, not a curated record
UUUCUUGCCGUGCAUUAUACAUCACACUUCAACACACACACACACCCAUACACGAUGACCGCCACACCGUCCAGUUCGGCCGUGCGUGCCCUAUCCCUGGAAUACAAAAGCCUGCAGGAGGAACCCGUCGAGGGUUUCCGCGUGAAGUUGCUGAACGAGGAUAAUCUGUUCGAGUGGGAGGUGGCCAUCUUCGGCCCGCCGGAUACACUCUACCAGGGCGGCUACUUUAAGGCGCACAUGAAAUUUCCACCAGAUUAUCCAUAUUCUCCACCAUCGAUAAGAUUUUUAACAAAAGUGUGGCACCCGAAUGUCUACGAGAAUGGUGAUCUUUGCAUAUCGAUUCUACAUCCACCGGUGGACGAUCCGCAGAGUGGCGAGCUACCGUGCGAACGAUGGAACCCGACGCAGAACGUACGAACCAUCCUGCUAUCCGUGAUUUCCUUGCUCAACGAGCCAAACACCUACUCGCCAGCAAACGUCGAUGCGUCCGUCAUGUACCGAAGAUGGCGAGAUUCACACGGCAAGGACAAUGAAUAUCCUAACAUAAUUAGACGACAAGCACAGGCCGCCAAGGCUGAAGCAGAAAAGGAAGGUAUCAUUGUACCGCUUACGCUAGAAGAGUAUUGCAUCAAGUCGAAGACGAAACCUACCGGCCAGGAACCUCAGCUCGAUAUGACCGAUUUCUACGACGAUGAUUACGAUCUCGACACGGAGGAUGACGAUAAUGCAUCGGUAGAAUCGUACGCCGACGGUGACGACAGUGGCAACGGUGAAUCCUAACGAGCUUACACACUCUGGCACGGCGAC